Molecule: messenger RNA, 1303 nt
Organism: Aspergillus candidus
Lineage: Eukaryota; Fungi; Ascomycota; Eurotiomycetes; Eurotiales; Aspergillaceae
Product: arginase
Exons: 3
Coding region: 289-1263 (324 amino acids)
Cellular component (GO): cytoplasm; nucleus; cytosol
Molecular function (GO): arginase activity; manganese ion binding
Source: RefSeq, a predicted model, not a curated record
CAGGCACUUAAAGGGAGGGGUUCCCAUGCAUUGUUCUUCUUGGAAUUGUUGUUCUUUCUUCCAUCUAAAUCAUUACUCACUAUUGCCAAUUUGACUCCUCUUUAUUCUUGUAUUCACCGCCGACUCUUGUACCUUUGUGGAUCGAGGGGAUUGCCGCUUGUCUCCACUUCUAUCCGAUCUUAUCGUUAUCGCCUUAUCGCCUUAUCCGGCCUUUCUUUGUCUCUCGUCAUCUUCUCCAUCCCCUCAUCUGUAUCCUCACUUCGGUUCUCUAGCCAGACAAUUGUGACCAUGACACUGCCUUCGACGAUUACUCAAAACUUCCUGUCCAAGCCCAACCAGCUGGGCGUGGUGGCGGUUGGCUUUAAUGGAGGGCAGUGCAAAACAGGCGUCGAGGCCGCCCCGAUGGCCCUCAUCCAAGCCGGCCUCCUAGACCAACUCCGCGACGACCUCGGCUACGAUCUGCACUACGACGGCGCAGUCCACAACUACGAGGACAAGAUGCCGUCCACGGACCCCGACCACCGCGGGAUGAAGAAACCCCGCGCGGUCAGUGCGGUCAACGAGACCCUAAGCUCGCAGGUCUACGAGCACGCCCGUGAGGGCCGACUGGUCCUGACCCUGGGCGGCGACCACUCCAUCGCGAUUGGCUCCAUUUCGGGCUCGGCCAAGGCCACCCGCGAGCGUCUGGGUCGUGACAUCGCCAUCAUCUGGGUCGAUGCGCAUGCCGACAUCAACAUCCCUGAGAUGAGCCCUAGCGGGAAUAUUCACGGCAUGCCCAUGGCGUUUUUGACGCGGCUCGCGCGCGAGGAGCAGAAGGAUAUCUUUGGGUGGUUGCGGGAUGAACAUAUCGUCAGCACGCGCAAGGUCGUCUAUAUCGGUUUGCGCGAUGUCGACCGCGGAGAGAAGCAGAUUCUCCGAGAACAUGGUAUCAAGGCGUUUAGUAUGCAUGAUGUUGACCGAUAUGGCAUCGGACGCGUGGUCGAAAUGGCCCUGGCCCACGUCGGAAACGACACCCCCAUCCACCUGUCCUUCGACGUCGACGCGCUGGACCCGCAGUGGGCGCCCAGCACUGGGACUCCAGUCCGCGGGGGUUUGACGCUCCGCGAGGGAGACUUCAUCUGUGAGUGUGUACAUGGGACGGGCAAUCUGGUUUCCAUGGAUCUAGUCGAGGUCAAUCCCAGUUUGGAAGAGGUGGGGGCAACGGACACGAUCCGGACGGGGUGCUCGUUGGUGCGCAGUGCGUUGGGGGACACGUUGCUGUGAAGGUCCUGUACCGGAACGUGCCACGAUUUGGCAGUGAUGC